GUGAAAGUUGGCCGCAGGCCAGCACCGCCCUGCUGGGUGUCCCACAGGGGCCCUGGGUGAAGGACAGGAGUAUCCAGUGUGUUGACGACCAGACGCAGUGGCACCAUGGAAGCCCCCUGGGGCUGGCUGGUGGUCGGGGUGCUGGCCAUAUCCCUGACAUCUUCAGUGACUGCGGAAGUGUGCCGAGCACUGGACGGGAAGGAUGGGAUCGCAGGAAUACCCGGCCGACCCGGACGGCCAGGCCCCAAGGGGGAGCAAGGGGAGAAGGGAACCUCUAGCUUCCGGACAGGAAUCCGCGGCCUUAAAGGAGACCAAGGGGAUCCUGGGCCCCCUGGAAAACCUGGCAGAAUGGGCUAUGCUGGGCCCAGCGGGCCCCUGGGGUCCCCUGGCCUCCCAGGGUUGAAGGGCAUCAAGGGUAACCCAGGAAACAUCAAGGACGAGCCUCGGCCAGCCUUCUCGGCCGUGAGACGGAACCCUCCAAUGGGCGGCAACGUGGUCAUCUUCGACACGGUCAUCACCAACCAGGAGAGCCCGUACGAGAGCCACUCGGGCAGAUUCAUCUGCGCUGUGCCAGGCUACUACUACUUCACCUUCCAGGUGGUGUCCAAGUGGGACAUCUGCCUCUCCAUUGUGUCCUCUGGGAGGGGCCAGCUCCAGCGUUCCUUGGGCUUCUGUGACACCAACAGCAAAGGAGUCUUCCAGGUGGUGUCUGGGGGUUCAGUCCUCCAGCUCCAGAAGGGAGACCAGGUCUGGAUCGAAAAAGACCCCAAUAAGGGCCGCAUUUACCAGGGUACGGAGGCCGACAGCGUCUUCAGCGGCUUCCUCAUUUUCCCAUCCACCUGAGCCAGGGAAGACCCCCUCCACCCCAUCCCCACCAUGGCCUCCGCUUCCUGCUGUGUGACCUUGGCCCACUCACUCCACCUCUCUGGUGUCUAUGCUCUGCUCUGUAAAGUGGGGGUGCUGUUGCUUUAGCUGCCAAAGAAAGAUCAUGUCUUAGAACUCUUCCUGGAAUAAAUACCUGAGUCCAUGUCUGCUGAGCUUGAAGUCA
Messenger RNA from Hippopotamus amphibius kiboko, 1048 nucleotides. It is a transcript of the gene C1QA, whose product is annotated as complement C1q A chain. The record is from RefSeq and is a predicted model, not a curated record. NCBI's taxonomy places the organism in Eukaryota, Metazoa, Chordata, Mammalia, Artiodactyla, Hippopotamidae. Gene Ontology annotation, molecular function: protein binding. The coding region runs from base 106 to 843 and encodes 245 amino acids. The transcript has 3 exons.